AUGUUCCUCCAACGCACAGCCUUCGCCCUCGCCAGGCGCACCCCUACCCGGGCUCUCGCUGCCCGUCCCUUUUCUUCCUCCGUCACCCGCUUCAACAGCAAGAAGUAUGAGGUGAAGCAGGAGGGCAAGAUCCUUUCUUUCGAUGAGAUCAAGACCGAGGAAGACCUCAUCCCCCCGGGUGCUAAGUCCGGUACCGUUCCCGCCGAUAUCGAGCACGCCACUGGUCUCGAGCGUCUCGAACUCGUCGGAAAGAUGCAGGGCAUUGAUAUCUUCGACAUGCGUCCCCUCGAUGCCUCCCGCAAGGGAACCCUCGAGAACCCCAUCAUCGUCAACGGUGCUGGUGACGAGCAGUACGCUGGUUGCACCGGUUUCCCCGCCGACUCUCACCAGGUCAACUGGCUGACUGUCUCCCGUGACCGCCCCAUCGAGCGCUGCGGCGAGUGCGGUAACGUUGUCAAGCUGAACUACGUCGGCCCCUUGGAGGACCCCCACGCUCACGACCACGACCACGGUCACGGCCACCCUCCCCAUGAGGAGCCCAAGACCUUCGCCGACUUCGUCAAGCCUGAGUACUGGUACCGGUAA
Messenger RNA from Aspergillus welwitschiae, 585 nucleotides. RefSeq names its product cytochrome c oxidase subunit IV (gene cox5b). Gene Ontology annotation, cellular component: mitochondrial envelope. The record is from RefSeq and is a predicted model, not a curated record. Bases 1 to 585 code for a protein of 194 amino acids. Lineage: Eukaryota; Fungi; Ascomycota; Eurotiomycetes; Eurotiales; Aspergillaceae. The transcript is spliced from 6 exons. Gene Ontology annotation, biological process: mitochondrial electron transport, cytochrome c to oxygen.